Talaromyces stipitatus ATCC 10500 is the source of this 3503-nucleotide messenger RNA. RefSeq names its product aldehyde dehydrogenase, putative. Gene Ontology annotation, molecular function: aldehyde dehydrogenase (NAD+) activity. Lineage: Eukaryota; Fungi; Ascomycota; Eurotiomycetes; Eurotiales; Trichocomaceae. The record is from RefSeq and is a predicted model, not a curated record. Gene Ontology annotation, biological process: aldehyde metabolic process. The transcript is spliced from 3 exons. The coding region runs from base 196 to 1770 and encodes 524 amino acids. Gene Ontology annotation, cellular component: cytoplasm.
GCCUUCACAUGAUACGGAGAAGGUAUAUCUACUAUCUUAACGCCACUUGACUCUUUUAAUUUUCUACUCUUGAUUUAUUUAUUUAUUUAUUUUUUGGUUAAUCUUAUUGUGUUCUGCUCUUUACUCUGGACUAAGUCGCCAGCCAGUGACAAGUGAUCUUAUACCAUUACCAUAUCUUACAUCUCCAUCAUCAAGAUGGUUGUCACCAAUGAGUCCAUUAAAAUCCAUCCGCUGGAGUAUACUCCAGUGGAAACCAUCCAGAAAAAGAUUGCCGUACUAAAGGACUCUUUUUACGACUCCAAGACUCGACCAGUGGAAUUCCGCAAACUCCAGCUCCGGAAGCUAUAUUGGGCCAUCCGCGAUAAUCAAGAUCGUAUCGUUGAAGCGCUGGCGCGCGAUAUGGGAAGACCCCCAUACGAGGCCCAGGUAGCCGAAAUCAUGUGGCUACUUGGAGAGAUUCUGUUUGUCUUGAAGAAUCUCGACAAAUGGCUCAAAGAUGAGCCAGCUCCCGAUAUCCCUUGGCUUUAUAAGCCAUUGGCCCCCAAAAUUCGUAAAGAUCCGAUGGGAACGGUCUUGGUUAUCGGUUCAUGCAACUAUCCAUUCCAACUCACAUUCUCGCCCAUGAUCGGUGCUAUCGCUGCCGGUAACACUGUUGUGCUCAAACCCAGUGAACAGCCUACCAAUUCCGCUCAGGUAGCGCAGGAGAUCGUUGAGACUGCCUUGGACCCUUCGUGUUAUACGGUUGUACAGGGUUCUAUUACUGAAGUGCAAGCCCUCUUGGCUGAGAAAUGGGACAAGAUCCUCUUCACUGGUAGCCAAACCGUCGGCCGUAUCAUUGCCAAGGCUGCUGCACCACACAUGACCCCCGUGGUCCUUGAGCUCGGAGGCUUGAACCCUGCCAUCGUGACACGUAAUGCUGACCUUCGUAUUGUAGCUCGUCGUCUACUAUGGGCCAAGACUCUCAACGGCGGACAAACCUGUACAGCUCAGAAUUAUAUUCUUGUUGAGAAAUCAGUGCUCCCAGCAUUGAUUGAGCAGUUGAAGAAGGCGUACAAGGAGUUCUACCCUAGUGGAAGCAGCAAGGGACCUGAUUUUACACGUAUCAUCAAUGACAAGGCUUUCCAACGACUAAAAUCCAUGCUGGACAACAGCAAGGGUAGGAUUAUAAUGGGAGGUACUGUUGAUGAAAAAGAACGAUACAUUGAGCAAACCUUUAUUGAAGUCGACUCCAUCGAAGACUCGAUGGUUAUCAACGAGACCUUUGGUCCUAUCUGCGCCGUCCUUCCUACCAACAAUGUCGAUGAAGCCAUCAGUCUCGCACGCAAAGUCCAGGAUACAACACUCAGUGUAUCCGUAUUUGGGAACUCAGCAGAUCACCAAAAGGUCAUGGCCGGUCUUCGGUCCGGCAGUGUCUCUCUCAACGACGCCCAGCCACAUGUCAAUACUCUGCCCUUCGGCGGUGUUGGUGAAAGCGGUACUGGUGCCUAUCGGGGCCGAUCCAGUAUCGACGUCUGGACUCAUGCUCGACCCUAUACCAACACUCCACGAUGGAUGGAAUAUUUGCUUGAUGCCCGUUACCCGCCGUACACCGCUAGCAAGUUGCGGAUGAUCAAGUUGUCGAUGGAUGGCUCUCCGGAUUUUGAUCGUGAAGGUCGUCAGAGUCGAUUUACCUGGUUGAAAUAUAUUCUUGGAGGAACUCCAUCUCGUGUUGCUGCUGUUGCUAUUAAUGAACAAUUUACGACUGUCAAUGUUGGCUCACAAGCCAAAUGAGUUUCUCAUUUAGGGCUGUGAUCGUCUGAAUCGAGCACUGCCCGCCUUUCUUGCCCUAUGAAUGGCAAUUCACCUUCGAAAAACUUUUGAUCCGAUACCCCCUCGUUAUUCUCGAAAUUGUGAUUGAUAUAUUUUCCAUCUUUGAAUCCCUAAGUCGUUGAUUUUAUUUUGAUCUUUGAUACCAAUUUCUUGGAAAAACUAACUAAUCUAACAAUCAUUUUCUCCUUAUUCAUUAUAGUCGUCUACUUGAUCAGAGAAUAUCUGAAACGAAAUUCGAAGCUUUGAGUACAAUUUCCAGAUGGGAAUAUAGUCGCUCGUUAGUUGAAUCCCAUCUUGGGACAGUGAGAACUGACAAUCAGAGGAAAUCUGUACUUUUGCAUCUAUCUACGAUAUUGGAUCCACCUCACAAUCAAAGUCUUUGCCUUUGGAGCUGUUUGUUUUAGCAAUUCGUGUACGAUGUAUGUACUUUCUAGGAAUUUGAUGGCUUUUUGGUCUUGAUUAUUCAAUCAUGUUCACUAGACUAGUAUUUGAAGACGUAGUAUUCAAAUAUUGAUACAUUUCCCGUCACUGCAAUGCUUCGCAUUAAUACAAAAAGAUUGGAGAAACUAAUCCAAACAAACACGCUCCAAUAAUCCAGAAUGCAAAGAAGGGACACUUCUUAUAAAAUCAAAAGAUAUGGAGACAGACUAGAAACGACUCUCAAUACCCCUUCGACUUACACAAAGAUAUUUCACACCUUUAUAAGGCCGUACACCCUCACCCAAACCCCGGCUUUUCCGUGGAUCAAUAUUUAUACUGUCCACUCGGAUACCCGAAGGUAGCCACCCUUUUACUGAGAAAGAGACAGUGGCGGAUUUGGGCAUAAGAGCUGAAUGGAUCUGUUCUUUACGGGAGGCGCUUUCCUUGAAAGGUGGGUUAUUCGUAGAAUGUGCGGUGGUAGAAGGAGGUGGUGUGGAAGUCUGGGAUGAAUUCGGUUUGUCAGGUGUCAAAGUCGAUUGUCCCUCGACGGCGGCAUUGGCUGCAGAAGUCUUUUUUGAUUUCGGUUUCUUUUUCUUCAUUUUCGUGGAUUUCGGUUUUCGCGGUUUGGAAGAUUUCCCUGUAGGGUAUGACUCGGAUGUGUAUGUUGUAGGGUCUUGUUGAUAUGAAUCGGCAUCAUAGUAGCCUUGUAACAGUUCUUGACCAGCUGCAAUCUCUGCUUCGGUCUCGUCUAAAUCAUCAUGAUAGCCAACGACUGUGCAACGUAACGUCGCCGUGCCGGAUACCGAUCCACUAUCUUUGGUGUAUAUUCGCCAUUCGAGAUAGUCGUCACCAGGUGAAUAAUCUGCUUCACCUCUACUUGGGCGCAUAUCUGUUAUAUUUCGGACUGCCUGGGGAAUAGGCACGUGAACAAUCACUUCGUCGAGGACAGGAAGUGAUGGGGUACCACUGUUGCUCCCGCCUCCUAAAAAGGAGGGUGUCGAGCUCCCAGAACCAGUACGUCCGGUAUUGGCUUGUCGGACGCCCGGGAAGCUUGUGUUGAGAGUCAAACGAACCUCAAAAUCUUUCCCGCUUGGUCCUAAUGAUUUCUCUACAGCAACAAAUGCCGGUAAAAAUAACUUCUCCAUAUGUCUCGGCGGCUCGUCAAUGCUUGGAUCUAUUGGGAGGAGGUCGGCUUCAUAUCCAGCGAGUAUAAACUUUCCAUCCGGAGGCACAAAGCUCAGCUCCCCAGGUCGCUCUCUCCAACGCGCAAGACG